AUCUCAUGCGUAAGACAAACACGACUUCAUGUUUAAUUAAUAGCCAAUUUACAUCUUCUUCAUAAAUUAUCAAAUAUAAAACCUUUAUCUCUUUCACGUUCUUGUUCGGACGUCAACAACUUCCAUCGACUCAGCUGAAAAAACGUUGUCCUUGGUACUCAUUCAUUUUCUGCAGUUUUUGUUUUCUCUUUCAACUUCCUGUAAUCUCUCACGGUACUUUUCACAAACAUUAUCACUACUCUCAUCUAUCACUACUUUCAUCUUUUAGUUUUUCUCGCUUGUCGUCUUCUUUUCCAUCUCUUUCUGUGCAUAUAUGAAAAGGGAAGCAUAGACAAAGCUAUAUUAGGAGCUCAGAUGAACCCAGUUUCCAUAGUUUCAGUUUCUGCUUCUGCUUGGGUCAAUCAAAUGGCCACCACCAUUUUCUUAACGCCCAACUCCAUUCUGAGAAACUCUUUUGAUUGUGGGCAUGCCCUCCAAUUCCUCUGUUCUAACCAUAAAUUCAGAAGCAGACAAAUCUUUCUUAGAAAAUGCUAUGGAAGCCGAGGGGGGUUUUCUCUCAAUCGUGGAUUUCGUCUGUUUUGCCAAUCAAAGACAGAGGAAAUGCAGAUACGAAGAUAUUCCCCAUUUCUAGAAAGUGUGUUACUAGAUGCUAAUGAUGCUUCGGUAUCUGAUGAGUGGAGAGCAGUUCCUGACAUUUGGAGAUCUUCAGCUGAGAAAUAUGGUGACCGUGUCGCAUUGGUGGAUCCAUACCAUGACCCACCUUCAAAUUUAACUUAUAAAGAGCUUGAGCAGGAAAUUUUGGAUUUUUCUGAAGGGCUGAGAGUUGUUGGAGUAAAGCCAGAAGAAAAAAUUGCACUUUUUGCUGAUAAUUCAUGCCGUUGGCUUGUUGCGGAUCAGGGUAUAAUGGCAACUGGAGCAAUCAAUGUGGCAAGAGGUUCGAGAUCAUCUGUUGAAGAGUUAUCACAAAUAUACAAUCAUUCUGAUAGUGUUGCACUUGCUGUGGACAGUCCUGAAUUGUUAAAUCGAUUUUCAGAAGAAUUCUAUUCCAAGCCUAUUAAAUUUAUUGUUCUGUUAUGGGGUGAGAAGUCAAGCCUGGUCAGUGAAGGAAAGGUUCCUAUUUUUAACUACAAGGAGAUUCUAGAUUUGGGACGAGAUAGUCGUAAGAUUAUGCUUGAUUCUGAUGAUAAACAGCAGUACUGUCUGCAUGAACCUAUCAAACCAGAUGAUGUUGCUGCAUUAGUAUAUACAAGUGGAACAAGUGGCAACCCAAAAGGAGUCAUCCUCACCCAUCGAAAUCUGAUGCAUCAGAUAAAGAACCUCUCAGACAUUGUACCUGCUGUAGGUGGAGACAAAUUUCUUAGCAUGCUCCCACCUUGGCAUUGCUAUGAACGAGCUUGUGAGUACUUUGCUUUUACGUGUGGCAUUGAGCAGUUUUACACAAAUGUGAGGAAAUUGAAGGAUGAUUUGCGGCAAUAUCAACCAAACUAUGUAAUUUCGGUUCCUUUAGUGUAUGAGACACUUUACAGUGGGAUUCAGAAACAAAUUUCUUCUAGCUCUACAGUUCUUAAGUUUGUUGCACUUACAUUCAUAAGGAUCAGUUUGGCAUACAUGGAAUUUAAGAGGAUCUAUGAGGGGACAUGUUUGACGAGGAACCAGAAGCAACCACCAUAUCUUGUUUCAAUAUCAGAUUGGUUAUGGGCAAGAGUUAUUGCUGCAUUACUAUGGCCUUUGCAUGUGUUGGGAAAGAAACUAGUUUAUAGAAAUAUUCACUCUGCUCUGGGAAUAUCAAAGGCUGGCAUCAGUGGAGGAGGUUGUCUGCCUUCACAUGUUGAUAAAUUUUUUGAGGCAAUUGACGUGAAACUGCUGAAUGGAUAUGGCUUAACAGAGACUUCUCCUGUUGUUGCUGCUCGACGACCAAACUGUAAUGUUGUUGGUUCAGUUGGGCAUCCAAUUCGACAUAUAGAGUUCAAAGUUGUAGAUUCUGAAACUAGUGAAGUUCUCCCCCCUGGUUUAAGUGGCAUUUUAAAAGUUAGGGGGCCACCAGUGAUGAAAGGAUACUACAAGAAUCCAGGAGCUACAAAGCACGUUCUGGAUGAUGAUGGUUGGCUAAACACUGGAGACAUAGGCUGGAUUGCUCCUCACCAUUCAACAGGGCGAAGUCGUCGUUGUGGAGGUGUGGUUGUCCUUGAAGGACGUGCCAAGGACACUAUAGUUCUUUCAACAGGGGAAAAUAUUGAACCGGCAGAGCUUGAGGAAGCUGCCUUGAGAAGUAGUUUAAUUCAACAAAUUGUUGUCAUUGGCCAGGAUCAACGACGCCUUGGGGCAAUAAUUGUUCCAAACAAAGAAGAGGCUUUGAUUGCAGCCAAAAAGCUGUCUCUUGUAGAUAUUGAUGCCUCUGACCUAAGUAACGACAGAAUGACAAACUUGUUAUACGAAGAAUUGAGAAAAUGGACUUCAGGGCGUUCAUUUCAAAUUGGACCAAUCUUAAUUGCGGAAGAACCCUUUACGAUUGACAGUGGCCUAAUGACUCCAACCAUGAAAAUUCGAAGGGAUAGAAUCGUGGCUCAAUACAAGGACCAAAUAGACAAUCUGUUCAAGUGAAAUAGCAAAAUUGUAUCUAUUUUUUCAUGCUAGUAUGCAUGGAUCACAUUUAUCAUAGUGAAUUCUUCAUGAAAA
Prunus mume (Japanese apricot) is the source of this 2676-nucleotide messenger RNA. NCBI's taxonomy places the organism in Eukaryota, Viridiplantae, Streptophyta, Magnoliopsida, Rosales, Rosaceae. The record is from RefSeq and is a predicted model, not a curated record.